Messenger RNA from Epinephelus lanceolatus (giant grouper), 1394 nucleotides. NCBI's taxonomy places the organism in Eukaryota, Metazoa, Chordata, Actinopteri, Perciformes, Serranidae. The record is from RefSeq and is a predicted model, not a curated record.
CUCACACACACACCUACACAGAAGGUCUCUCCCUCACACAUGCACACACACGUUUAGAAAAACACACACACCCCACCCUGCCGCCAGCUGUUUCUGGUUAGGCAGUCGGGCCUACAGUAAAGAGGAGGAGCAGGCAGGCCGUGGUCAUGGAGCAGCAGCUGGAGCUCGCUGCCCUCGGUCUGGCCCUCACCGGGUGGCUUUGUGCCAUUCUGACUCGCUGCCUGGCUCUGUGGACGGUGAGCGGCACCGUGGACAACACCACCGCUACUCUGCCAGCCUACUGGGAUGGGGUGUGGUUGCAAUGGGAUCACUGGGACUUGGCCCAAGAUGGCAGCCUGCACUGCUCCUUCUACCAGUCUCUCAUGUCUCUGUCUGGAAGUUUUCGGACGUGGAGAGCCCUCAUCAUGGCGGCCAUUGGAGCCGGGGCUUUUGCUGUGGUGAUUGGAGCGGCGGGGUUAGUGUGGUUCCCCAAGCGUGGCCAGAUCAAAGUGUUUUCUGGUGCUCUCUUUGUUUUGUCUGGAAUCCUGCUGCUGGUUCCCACAGCCUGGACGUGCCAUCACACCAGUCAGCCACUGGAGGGUGCUACACUGCUGAGGAGAGACUGGGGACCCGCACUAUACCUCGGAUGGAUCUCCUUUGCUAUGAUGGUGAUCGGAGGGGUGUUUCUCACCACCAGGUGCCCCACCACUGAGGGGCAGGUGCAGCCACCUGAGCAGAGCAGGUAUCCAAACCUGGAGGAGGAGGCUAACCACCCACUGAGCCGGAUCAACAGGGCUGCGUUCACAAGCAGCCAGUAUGAACGCAGAUCAGAGCCCAUCUGAGGGAACUGUGGUGUAAUAUUUAACUGAGUGAUUAAACUGGAAAAUCAACAUGUGAAUAGGCUGUGGACAGAUUUAACAGCAGAGGAAGAACUCUAGCUGCACAUGUUGAGUAACGAUGCACUGUAGUAGAAGCACAGCCAUGUGUCAUGUCUUAGUUUUAUUAGCUGGGAUGUGGGUAGGACUUUGAGUUUGCAUCUUGUUUUGCAUCCAUUUCUAUUAAAGUUAACACACAGUUUACACAGUUUAGUAUCAUUUUACAUGCAGUCCUCAUUUCUACAUUUAAAUACCACUGUAAAAUUGUAGUUGUGUCUGUCUGCUCGACUCGAGGCAAUUAUUGGUACUAGCAUUAUGACAUCACAGCCCUCUGAUACUUUUAAUUCAUUGUAAUGCCUUAAACAUGAAAGUGUUAACACUGAUGUUAAAACUUAACCCUGUACUGCACAGGUACAUUGCCCUACAUUAGAGUAAUGCCUUUUCAUAUUUGUUUUUUUGACAGAGGCAAAAAUGUUUACAUGUGAGAUGAACUCUUCUGCACAAAAGGACACUGUGGAAUAAAUUUCAUUACAAAUGAAA